Grammomys surdaster is the source of this 2348-nucleotide messenger RNA. It is a transcript of the gene Slc48a1, whose product is annotated as solute carrier family 48 member 1. The transcript is spliced from 3 exons. Gene Ontology annotation, cellular component: plasma membrane; lysosomal membrane. The record is from RefSeq and is a predicted model, not a curated record. Bases 43 to 483 code for a protein of 146 amino acids. NCBI's taxonomy places the organism in Eukaryota, Metazoa, Chordata, Mammalia, Rodentia, Muridae. Gene Ontology annotation, biological process: heme transport. Gene Ontology annotation, molecular function: heme binding; heme transmembrane transporter activity.
CCCUGCACCUGUGACUCGGCGGCGCUGCUCCUCCGCUGCCCCAUGGCCCCGUCCCGGCUGCAGCUCGGCCUCCGCGCCGCCUACUCCGGCUUCAGCUCGGUGGCCGGCUUCUCCAUCUUCUUCGUCUGGACGGUGGUCUACCGACAACCGGGGACUGCGGCGAUGGGGGGUCUCGCAGGUGUCCUGGCCCUGUGGGUCUUGGUGACUCACGUGAUGUACAUGCAGGAUUACUGGAGGACCUGGCUCAGAGGGCUGCGGGGCUUCUUCUUCGUGGGUGCUCUCUUCUCCGCAGUCUCCGUUUCUGCCUUCUGCACCUUCCUGGCAUUGGCCAUCACUCAGCACCAGAGUCUCAAAGACCCCAACAGCUACUACCUCUCCUGUGUCUGGAGCUUCAUCUCCUUCAAGUGGGCCUUCCUCCUCAGCCUCUACGCCCACCGCUACCGGGCUGACUUCGCUGACAUCAGCAUCCUUAGUGAUUUCUAGCCCAGGGAAUGAGGUCACUACAGCCUGGGGGAGGGCCUCGGGAUCUGGACUCAGCUUCUGAGUCAUCAAGGGAGCUCACCCCAAUCCCUGGGGACUCCAGAACCAUGGCGUGGAGUAUAUGGGCCAGUUCAGUUUCCCAAAAAUCUGUCUGGACCCCUUUUGGGGGGAAAACAUGGAGCUGAUAAAGGGGUACUGCCAAUCUGCCCAUUAGCCCAGCUAGAGGGCAGCUUAGACCUUUCCAAAUGGAUCUAUUUUCUUAGCACUCUGAGGGAUCUUUGUAAGAAGGGCCAUGACAAUGAAUUCAAUGGGUAAGAUUGAAACCAUGGCUAGUGGCAGGGGCUGGGACAGGCUUCCUUGCUACCCAGACUUCACUGAAACUGUGUGGGAGACAUCAAAGGUCUGGUCAAGUGGGGAUUCUUUAGUACAGACGUCCAUCCCAGGUCCCCCACCCUAUUGUCCUCAAAGGGCGGGUAGCUACAUUCAUCGGUCCUUAGGGAAGUGACAGCUGGCUCUUCCCCUGAGCAGCACAGUUGGACAGAAUCCAGCGUCCAUCCCUCCUACCUUCCCAUCCAGAGUUUGUUUCCCACGAGGGUGCUAGCACCAGCCAACCAUUCCCGUGUGUCGCACGUGUACACAUGACCACAUACACCAGAGCAGGACUCCUCAGAUGAGUCUAGACUUGAGGACCACAGAAAACACACCCCUGCACCUAGAAGGGCUUUGGGAUCGGGGGCAACCUGGUGGGGGCAAGUGGGACCUCCCCAUCUGUACUGAGGCUCCAGCCUUGCACCUCACCUGCCCCUCACUGCCCAAGACCACCUUGACCCUUGAGGUCUUUCUCCCUGCACCAGACCCCAACUUUGACCUUUCACCUUCUCUCUCUCCUGAAGGAACUCUUCUGUGUAGACACAGGGCCCAAGGCCUUACCUAAGCUGAGAGGGAGUGCAGGGUCUGCUACAUGUAUCCUUCUCUGGUAGGUUACCAUUUUGCACGUCUGCUUUUCCACAUGGGCACUGGCCCCAGCUCUCUGCCUUACCUGUGUCAUGGGCACUUCAGCGGAAAUACAUCGGCCAUUUUAACCAGCCUCGGGGUGUUUCUUUGUGGGUGGGUGGGGUCUUGAGAGGGGACAGGAGUGGGCAAGAUGGGGGUUCUAGCUAUCUGAUCAUCUCCCUAAGUUUGGGGCUUCUGGGCAGCUCCUCUCCCACCUCUGGUCCCUCUUGGUUAUCCCCGCACCCUAAGCCAAGUUAGACGGGAAAGGGACUCUUGGGGCUCCAAGGUACAUGGUGACCAGGGUGAGCAUAUUCAGAACCAGAAAGGCAGGAGCUAGCACCUCCCUCUCACGCUGGGUACACUUGUCCUGGCCUGUUUUGCCUCACCCGUCCUUUACAGCGUAUGCUCAAAACAUCAUGGCACUGCAGAGCAGGGAGGAACAAGGAGCCAUGUCUACUUCUAGGGCCUUCUACUGGAAGAAGCCCCUACUGAUACAGGAGGCAAAGACUUUACUGACCUCCGGGCUAGGACUUACGCCCAGGUGUGUCUGCUUCAUGACCUAUCAUGAAGUCAUGGCAAAUUGAAUCUGAGAUCUUGUUCCCAAAUCCCACAAGCCCACAGUGUAAGGCUCAGGCCGGGGCCAUCUCCUUUUUCACCUGGGUUGGUGAGCAGAGAUUUGGAGUGGUUUCUUCCUGCAUGCAGUAGCCAUGGAAGGAUAAAGGACUAGAGGGUCUGAGUUAGGCCCAGACUUGUCCCUUUUCCCCAGCCCAUCGAAGGAUGCUGGGUGCAAACCCACCCCACUAACGAUGUCCCACCAACAUCUAGGAGGUGUUCUCCCAAGGACUUUAAAGCAAAUAAAACAUAUGUUGUUCAGA